AUGAUAGUAAAAAACAACCUCGCCAGAAUGGCAAGCUCCGUUAGUACCACCGCCGGUCGCCUAUCGGCACCACGCCACACUGUCAUCAUCGGUGGCGGCAUCGUUGGAGCCUCGACACUCUUCUAUGCUGCAAAAAGCCCGCUCCGGGAGAAAUCAUCAUCGCCGUCACGGCUGACUCUCAUCGAGGCCUCUUCCGAGCUUGCCCCAGGCGCAAGCGGGAAGUCGGGCGGCUUCUUGGCGCUAGACUGGCAUGGAGCUGCAACUUCUAGUUUGGCUGAGUUGAGCUACCGGCUGCACCGCGAGAUUGCAAAAGAAGGCAAUGGGGGUGAGAGAUGGGGGUAUCGAGCUGUUGAGACUCUACAAGUAAACAUUGAUACCACAAAGAGCCGAUCCAAAUGCCCCAAGGAGCUGAACUGGGUGGAUCCCUCAAUCGUGACGUCGACUAGUACUCUCGGAUCCAGCAGCACCACGGCACAAGUUACCCCCAAGCACCUGGUCGAGUAUAUGGUGGAGGCGGCGCUGAAGCACGACGGAGUGGAAGCUCGACUUGCCACAGCGGCCACAUCUCUGGAUCUUGAUGACCAAGGUAAAGUCCGCGGGCUGCGUGUGAGGACUUCACAGGGUCAAGAAGAUCAUAUCGAAUGUGAUUGCGUUGUCGUUGCGGCAGGGCCCUGGACCGGAUCGCUCCUGAACUCGUUGCUACCCGGCGAUUCGUCACAGAAGAUUCCACCGCAGAUCAUUCGCAAGGGCAAAACAAUUGACGGAUCUCGAGCUCAUUCCAUCGUGGUGCGCGGUACCAGACCAACAACAGAGCACUGCUUGUUCACCGAUAUGAAAUACGUACCAAAGAACAGCGCAGAGAAACACGUGCGGGCGGGUGCGCCCGAGGUUUACGCCCGCGGUGAUGGCACUGUCUACGUCUGCGGAGGGUCAGACGAUGUGCCGUUGCCAAAAACGGCCGACGAGGUCACGUACGACAAGGCGCAGACGGCCAAGCUCGUUGAACAGAUCAGAGUGAUCAGUCCUGAGGUGCUGGGGGAGAGCGCGACGAUUGAGAAGGAGCAGGCUUGCUAUCUGCCGGGAGGGUCGUUCAACGGGCCGCUUAUUGAUGGGUCGCCUGAGCAUGAAGUAUUAUCGUCAAGACAAUUCCUCAGUAACAGCGACACGCCCCUGACGCGUUUGGGCUGUUCCAAGCACGAGCGACACAACCAAAUUCCACUGCCCUCGAAUGCUGUUGGUACAGGGCCUCACCGCAUUGUUGCGCCGACCCCCUCGUCCGACAAGCGAAGAAAAAAAGUAUACCCACACUUUGCGAUCGCCGAUUCCAAGUCCGAGAUGGUUGCUGGCCAAACCAUCAGCAACAUCACAACGAAAAUAAUGAACAAAGAAUACACAGGCCGGAUGGAAAGACUGCGGUCGUCAAGUCCUUCGAAUUCUGCACCAGGACGUCGCCGGUCUCAAGGCAGUCCUAUGACUUCACAAAACCCUAAACGCCAUCUGUCCGAAGCUCCGCAAGUCUCGAGGAGCGUACCCAAGAAGCGCCGACUAGUUUCAAUCACCCCAGACGACGUACAAUCUACUGCCAGGAACAGUCGGGGACCCAGUCAAGCAGCCAGCCAGGACAUACCUACCGAUCUGAUAACCCAUCAGCUUCCAGAAGACGACGGGGGCGGCUUCGAUGACUUCUUGGAUCUGCAACACGACGCCUCGUCUCCCGACUUCGAGCCUCCGCCUGUACAGCAACUUAGCCAGCAACACAAGACACCCAUGUCGACUGUUACUUCGAGCGCGAUGCAGUCAUCGCUACUGGUCACCGGCGUAGGGCAAAAGGUCAUGUCGCUCGGUGCGCAGCUGGUCACCAAUCCUCCACAAUCCGCCGCCCCUGGUCCCGAGGCCGCCGAAGCUGCCGCGCAAGUCGAGCAGCUACAAAACGAAUAUAGGAGCGUCGAGGCCAAGCUGCAACUUGCUAGAACCCGGUUGUCAGAGCAAUUGAACGUCUUUGACGGCCCGGGCGGUCUCAGCACGACUACCACCCCCGCCUCGCUGCGUCCCAGCAGCACCAUGCCAAUCUCCAUCCACGUCAACGAAGAUGACGCUGUCGCCAGCGCACUAUCGCACAUCGCCAGCCUUGAAAGCCGCCGGAGCGGCCUUCUGUCGAGGAUACACGCCGCACAGGCUGCCGAAUUGGAGGCCAAGCAACAUCGGGACAGUAGGCAGCUGACUGUUCAGGUCGAAAACGCUCGCCUUUUCCGUCGGUUGAUGGACCUUGGCCCAGCUGGGACUGCAUCUCUGCUCCGUGUACUGCUUAAGGCUGCCGGUAUCGACUCAACAGACAGCGGACAGAGCUCGGAUGUUAUGGAAGCAACAGAACGCAGGAUAUACAUACGGCGGGAACUUGAGGAGGAUUUGGCCCGAGAGGGCCUCCUUCCUGUGGAUAAAGGAACACCACCGCUCAACGGUGCAUAG
Molecule: messenger RNA, 2466 nt
Organism: Pyricularia pennisetigena
Lineage: Eukaryota; Fungi; Ascomycota; Sordariomycetes; Magnaporthales; Pyriculariaceae
Exons: 5
Coding region: 1-2466 (821 amino acids)
Biological process (GO): retrograde transport, endosome to Golgi
Cellular component (GO): late endosome; cytoplasm
Molecular function (GO): oxidoreductase activity
Source: RefSeq, a predicted model, not a curated record